CGCUACGUUCUCUUGACCCAAUCUAACCUGCCAUUGAAAUCUGAAACUCAAGAAUUUUUUCCCUCUCUCUUCUCCAAACGGAUUCACAAUCAAAAUCUAGAAGUAGUAGAAGAAGAAGGGUUUUUGUUGUUUUCUUUGCCUCGAGGAAAUGAAUUUGGAAACUCCGAAUGUGGAUCUUCCGGCGACGGACAAAGAAGUCGUACCGGAGAAGAUUGAAGAUGAAGAGAUCGACGAGCCUUUGAUUCACUGCGAGCUUUGCGAUGCGGAACUUGUUCAUAAACUCGCUCAGGUUCUCCUUCCUGGAUUGUCAACCGCGUGCGUCGAUAACACGAGUGGCGAUAUCUUUCGAACCCCUGGUUCCGUGGCUGCCGAAAUGAGGAAAGAAAUGGUGGAUUAUAUUACUAUGAGGAGCGAAAUUUGUGUUGCGGAAUCCAUAAUUUUGGAUAAUGCUCCGGAUGCUGAGGUAUCUGAUCAUCCCUACGAUAUUAUCUCUGAUUUUGUUGAGGAUUUUGCUGCUACGAAGAGAAAUUUGUUUAGUAGAGUUUCGGGAUGGGUUCUAAGUGAGAAAAGAGAGGAUAGGAUUGAUGAUUUUGUUCAAGAAAUGGAUGUUAAUGGUUUUUGGCCGCUUGAUAGGAGAGAAGCAAUUGCUCAAGUUCUGCUUAAGAAUGUAGAUUUUAAGAACGAGUUUCAUUGUGACCAGAAAUUUCACUCUGUAGAAGAGUUAGCUGAACAUGUUGUAAACUGUGGAUUUAGGUCUCUAAUCUGCACAAAUGAAGGCUGCUGUGCUACAUUUUGUGCAAACCACGCAGAACAGCAUGAUUCAAUUUGCCCCUUCAAGAUAAUUCUGUGUGAACAGAAGUGUUCUGCCUUCAUUAUGAGACGCGAAAUGGAUCGCCAUUGCAUAACUGUUUGUCCUAUGAAGCUUGUGAACUGCCCCUUCCAUAAUUUGGGUUGUCAAUCCCCUGUUCCUUACAGUUUGAUAUCGCAGCAUUGUUCAGAGAGUUUUGAUUCUCAUUUGCUGCUUAUUCUUCACUCUGUUCACAAGGAGGCAAAUGAAGAGACUCUUAAACAUAGACGGCAACAGCUUGAAGAGGCAUCAUCACUUGACUACCUUAGAGGGCUCCAAAAUCUGCGAUUGUUAACCUCGAAAAUCAAAGAACUGGAUUCUAAGCUAGGACCAUUAGUAGUCAUUGGCACGAAGGAGGACACUGAAGAAGCGAAGGACGAUGCGUCUAGUAAAACUGAUGAAGAGAAGGACAAGUCUAAUGCAACGGACGAAAAGAAGGGCGUGCCUAAUGCAACAGAAGAAACGAAGGACGACGCAUCUAUUGUAACAACUGAAGAACCGAACGAUGCUUCUAAGGCCUUGGAAGAAACGGAGGAUGCUUCUAAGACAACGGAAGAACCGAACGAUGCUUCUAAGGCAACGGAAGAAACGAAGAGCGGUUCAAAUUAGUAAGAAAUGAUUCAGAUGAAGCUGAAAGAUAAAACUUCGACACCAUUUGAAAUAUCUCUCAUUUUCAGAAGCAGCCUUGGCUUUGGCAAAGAAGAAGUCCAUAUUAACAUCCACUGGGUCAGUUUCUUUCUCUCCUAGCUCUUUCUUAUGCAGUUCUAUUCAUAUUUCCCAGUGCAAGCCAAAUGUAUGAUUAUUUGACUCAGAUAUCGUGUAUUCUAGGGACAUGCUAACAUGAACCUAGCUCAACUGAUUAAGAGGUUAA
Messenger RNA from Cucurbita moschata (crookneck pumpkin), 1718 nucleotides. RefSeq lists its product as uncharacterized. The transcript is spliced from 3 exons. The coding region runs from base 149 to 1456 and encodes 435 amino acids. The record is from RefSeq and is a predicted model, not a curated record. NCBI's taxonomy places the organism in Eukaryota, Viridiplantae, Streptophyta, Magnoliopsida, Cucurbitales, Cucurbitaceae. Gene Ontology annotation, molecular function: zinc ion binding.